GUCUGCUUGCUCUCAUCAUAAGAGCAAGCCCAUUUCUUCACGGGUAUUGGAGCCUACUUCUUCAGAAUUCCAGCAUCUACUGAGGAACACCCGAGACUUCAAACCUUGUGGACUAAGAGGAAGGAUAAAUAACUUCUAGUUCUUCUUCUCAGACCAACUUUAACCUCCAAAACUCCUCCAGCAGAAAUGUCAGAGGAUAUGGAAUUCGAGAACUGGGGCUCCACACAGAGCAGUGUUGAGAAAUUCUGCUAUAAAUGGACCAUUAGCAACUUUUCAUUUUGCAUGGGGGGAAUUCAGAGAAGGAUUACAAGCCCAGUGUUCUCAUCAGAGGAGAAUAAGGAAGUGGCAUGGUGUUUGAGGGUGUACCCAAAGGGGGCUGAUAAAGAAAGCAAAGAUUACCUGUCAGUUUACUUAGUUUUGCUCAGCCAUCUGCAGAGCCCAGUUUGGGCAAAGUUCAAGUUCUGGAUCAUAAAUUCCCAAGGAGAGAAAUAUCAAAAAACAAAGAGCCCCAUUGUCGAAUGCUUUCUGACAUAUGAACAGAGUGGAUUCAAAAAGUUUCUCCCUCGAGAUCUCCUCCUCUCCCAUCGGAAUUGCCUUCUCCCUGAAGAUCAGCUCACCAUCUGCUGCAAGGUGACCAUAUUAGGACGCAAAUAUAACAUGCCUAGUCAAAACAUAACACCUGCAAUCAAGGAUCCAAGGCACCUGUUGACAGAUGACCUAGGAGAGCUGUGGGAGAAUUCCCUCUUCACAGACUGCUGUCUGUUGGUAGCUGGCCAUGAAUUCAGGGCUCACAAGGCAAUCCUAGCAGCUCGCUCUCCAGUUUUCAGAGCCAUGUUUGAACAUGAAAUGAAGGAGAGUCUAAAGACCCCCAUUAAGAUCCAUAACCUGAAUCCCCAAGUCUUCAAGGAGAUGAUGAGUUUCAUCUACACGGGGAAGGCACCAUACCUCCACAGCCACUCCAUGGCCUGUGAUGUGCUGCCAGCUGCUGACAAGUAUGGCCUGGUGAGCCUGAAGGUCCUGUGUGAGGAUGCUUUCUGCAGGAACCUCUCUGUGAAGAAUGCUACACACACUCUCAUCCUGGCUGACCUGCACAGCACAGAGAAGCUGAAGACUCAGGCCCUUGAUUUCAUUGCCUACUAUGCCUCUGAGGUCUGUGAGACCUCAGAGUGGAAGUCAAUGGUGGAGUCCCAUCCCCACUUGGUGGCUGAAGCAUUCCAGUCCCUGGCUUCUGCACAGUGUUCUUUCUUGGAGCCGAAAGUGAUCUCAGGAUCUAACCAGCUAUGAUUUACAUCUUUCUUCCAAGAGCAACUAACAACAACAUUGGUCUAGUGUUGUGACCGAUGACUUCUGGUUAGACUAUGGUAUUGCGGAAGAAUUUACAGUAAAUCUGGGGAAAGGCAUCAUGGUGGAUGAGGAUUUAAAUCGCCUGUAAUAUGGUUAACUAGUGGGUGUAGGAAGGGCAGCACUGCAGUUUGGGACAUUCUACCUGACAUCUACACUUUUGAUAUUCUUGUGUGUUUUUUGUCUAAUGUCUUACAAACUGAAUAAUUUAGGUGCUGGCCCUAGGCAUGGGCUAACUGAGUUUCUUUGAAGAAACCUAUCUGCAGUGGACUGAGCAGAACAGAUGACCGUGGUCAGAGGAAAGGAGAAAUCAAACAUGAGUGUUUACUCAUCAGAGAAAGAAAAACAGUGUAGAGUUUCUUUUUAAAGACUUAUUUUGUGGGAACUCAGCUGUAAAGGCAAUUACUGCUCUCUCCGAGAACUCUGUUUAAGUUCCCAGCACACACAGAGGAGUUUUCAGCCACCUGUAAGUGGUUAUUCAGCGGAUCUGAAGCCCUCUUCUGGUCUCCAUAGCCACAAACAGUUGCAUAGACAAAUCUUUAACCAAAUAAUUUUUAAUAUGAAUAAAACUUUUGAAAUCAGUCUGGAUUCCAGAGAUAUUUAUGUUAAGAUAAGUAACGUGUAGUCUAAUUAGCCAAGCUCAGCUGUGGAUGUUUGUGCAGAAUCCUUGCUGUCCCACCAGUAGUAGAAAAUCAUUGUCCUUUUUCUUGGAAUUUAAUGGUGGCAAAUUAGAACUCCACCAUCAUGCUCUUAUGACAACUAAGAAGAGCAGGCCAAAUUGGAGGGAGUCUACUCUUUCUGGGAGAAGUGUUUGUGGGUCAACACAUGCAAAAAUGUUUCGUCUAUUUUGAAAACAUUUGAAGGGAUUGAUUCAUUACACAUGUAUAUAACCUCAUCUAGUGGUUUUCAAAUUUCUUAAUGCUGGGACUUAAAAGAAUUUUUUCAUGUUGUGGACAACCAGAACCAUUAAAGUACUUUCUGGCU
Molecule: messenger RNA, 2325 nt
Organism: Mus musculus (house mouse)
Lineage: Eukaryota; Metazoa; Chordata; Mammalia; Rodentia; Muridae
Gene: Tdpoz9
Product: TD and POZ domain containing 9
Exons: 2
Coding region: 187-1284 (365 amino acids)
Source: RefSeq, marked validated